Physella acuta is the source of this 1753-nucleotide messenger RNA. Its product is annotated as lysosomal Pro-X carboxypeptidase. Gene Ontology annotation, molecular function: dipeptidyl-peptidase activity; serine-type exopeptidase activity. Lineage: Eukaryota; Metazoa; Mollusca; Gastropoda; Physidae. The record is from RefSeq and is a predicted model, not a curated record. Gene Ontology annotation, biological process: angiogenesis involved in wound healing; regulation of blood vessel endothelial cell migration; proteolysis.
UAUCAUGUGAUUUCGGUUAUGUGCAUUCAACCACAAAGGCAUAUCACGUGACAAAACAUCACAUGACUCCCAAGCCGACUGAAAACAUUGUUAUUAAUGUUAUCUCCAUGGUCCGUUGUAAUUUAAUAUUAAUAAUAUUCAUCACAGCCAUAACCACUAAAGAAUAAAGAUAGGCCUAUAUUUCUUCUCACACCACCAUGGAAUUUUCAUUGAAGUAUUGUUUUCUAAUUUGUGAACUUGUUGUGAUCUUUACAAAUGUUGAAUCUUUGCACUUUGGUCACACUGUUUCAAGUGCCAAGAAACUUCUGCCACUACAAGAACCAUACACUUACAGAACUUAUUAUUAUGACCAACAGCUUGAUCAUUUAGGAUUUGCCACUAUGCAGAAAUUUAAACAAAGAUAUCUUCUAGCUGAUCAGUUUUGGAACAGAAAUAACGGACCCAUAUUUUUUUAUACUGGAAAUGAAGGAGACAUAGACUGGUUCUGUAACAAUACAGGAUUUAUGUGGGACAUUGCUGCUGACUUUAAGGCAUUACUUGUGUUUGCAGAGCAUCGCUAUUAUGGAGAGUCAUUACCCUUCGGACCAGAAACUUACCAGAAUGUUUCCAAUUUGAACUACUUAACAUCUGAGCAGGCUUUGGCAGAUUUCGUUGAACUGAUCAAUUACUUGAAGACAAAUCUUCCAGGCGCUGCCAAUAGCUCAGUUGUUGCAUUCGGUGGUUCUUAUGGUGGCAUGCUAGCUGCAUGGCUUAGGAUAAAAUAUCCCAACGUGGUAGUUGGUGCGCUUGCUGCAUCAGCUCCAAUUUGGCAGUUCACCAACAUGACACCUUGCAAUGCUUUUUAUGACACAACUAGCGCAACUUGGCUACAGGCCUCUGCAACUUGUGUAGACAACAUUCAUCAAUCCUACAACACGAUAGAUAUGAUUGCUUCUUCGGUAGGAGGUUAUGAUUUCAUCACGAGCACAUUUGGCCUUUGUACACCCCUCAAGUCCAAGUAUGAUCUUAUUCCUUUUGUGGAAUUUCUAAAUGAUAUGUAUGUCAACUUUGCAAUGGUCAACUAUCCAUAUCCUGCUGAUUUCUUGGCCCAGUUGCCUGCUUGGCCUGUUAAGGUGGCCUGCAGUUUUCUCAAUGAACCAUUGCAAGGGAAACCACUGCUUGUAGCAUUGUCCAAGGUGAGCAACCUUUACUUCAACUACACAGGCAGCACAAAAUGUGUCAACUGGACAAGUACUGAUAGCACAGGAUCGCUGGGAUACAAAGGCUGGCAGUAUCAGAGAUGUACUGAAAUGGUGAUGCCUAUAUGUAGCAAUGGAACAAACAUGUUUUGUAAUAUUCCAUGGGACCUCCAACAAGUGAGCGAUAACUGUUAUAGCCAAUUCAAAGUCCGUCCACGAGAAAACUGGGUAGCUUUAGAGUACUGGGCUAAAGAAUUGAAGACGGCAACUAAUAUAAUUUUCAGCAAUGGACUUUAUGACCCGUGGUCAAGUGGAGGUGUGAUGCAGACACUUUCAGACUCCCUGAUCGCCAUACAAAUUCCAGAAGGAGGACAUCACCUUGACCUUAGAGGCAAACACCCCCUGGAUACACGUGCAGUCAUUAAUGCCAGACUUGAAGAAACAAACAUCAUUCGCAAUUGGCUCAAGCUAACCCCUGUUCAAUGAAAUUUGUGUGUCUGUGGUUUUUAGAGCAAUUUAUUUCCCUUGAUCAUUUCAUUAACAUGUGAGAACCACAUAAAUAUUUAAUAAUGAUU